Messenger RNA from Hordeum vulgare subsp. vulgare (domesticated barley), 708 nucleotides. RefSeq names its product TIR-only protein-like. The record is from RefSeq and is a predicted model, not a curated record. Gene Ontology annotation, biological process: signal transduction. The transcript has 2 exons. Bases 34 to 708 code for a protein of 224 amino acids. NCBI's taxonomy places the organism in Eukaryota, Viridiplantae, Streptophyta, Magnoliopsida, Poales, Poaceae.
GCUGAGAGCUUGCUUUGCUCGACCUCUCCAUCAAUGGCCUCAACCGGAGUUUCGCGUAGGUCGUCCAUCAUGGCGUCCCGGCUGAGCGCGUCGGCGGAGGCCGUGCGCGCCAGCGAGGGGAGGAAGAAGCAACAGGCCGUGGUGGCGCGACGGGUGGAGUACGACGAGGAGUCUCUGGCCGGGGAACCCCAGUACGACGUGUUCAUCAACCAUCGCGGCGCCGACACCAAGCGCACGGUGGCGCGCCUGCUCUACGACCGCCUCGCGCAGGGCGGCAUCCGCGGCUUCCUGGACAACAUGUCGAUGCGGCCGGGUGACCGGCUCAGGGACACCAUCAGGGCUGGGAUCCGCGAAUGCAGCAUCGCCGUCGCCAUCUUCUCCCCGAGCUACUGCGACUCGGAGUACUGCCUCUGGGAGCUCGCCAUGCUCGUGGAGUCACGCAAGACCAUCAUCCCCAUCUUCUACAACAUCAAGCCCUCCGACCUCGUGCUCCCCGAGGCCGUCGCCGCCUCCGAAGGCUACCUCCCAGAAGACGUCGAGCGCUACAAGUACGCGCUCCGCGAGGCCAAGAACACCGUCGGCCUCACCUACGACUCGGCCACAGGGGACAUGGCCGAGCUGGUGUCAGCGGCAGCCGACGCGGUGCUGUACAACAUAGAAAAAAUGGAGAGAGUGCAGAGGAGGGAAACGAUCGUUUCAAGGCUCUAA